Pelobates cultripes (western spadefoot toad) is the source of this 336-nucleotide messenger RNA. The record is from the annotation of a GenBank genome assembly. Lineage: Eukaryota; Metazoa; Chordata; Amphibia; Anura; Pelobatidae.
AUGGCAGUCAGGCAAAAUAGAUACCGAAGGGCAUCGAGACGGGACCCAGCGCCAGGCCUCUCGGACACACGCUCUCACCCGCCCACAAGCAAAGCCGAGAUCUCCAAUCCAACAACGACGCACACUACUAAAAUACCUGACCUAAAUCCCGGCUACCAGCACAGUACCAAGCGCCACUCCUCAACCAAUACUGCAACACAAGUGAAGGGGAAACUUAACACCACGAAGAGACGUCCAGGAGCUCAACCCAGAAAUAGAGACACCGUGCCCUGCGACCGCUAUGACAAGAAGAAUAGCAACAGCCUGCGGAUCCUACCAGCGCUGGGCAUAGGAUGA